Symbiodinium natans is the source of this 213-nucleotide messenger RNA. The record is from the annotation of a GenBank genome assembly. Lineage: Eukaryota; Dinophyceae; Suessiales; Symbiodiniaceae.
AUGCCCGUCGUUCUUGUGACUAAGGUUGGUGAAGAUGGCUCUGCAGAGGGUGUGGCCUUGACAGUCAGAACAGGCAUUCUGCUGGGUGACGUCCAGCGGGAUGGUGCCGCCGCCUUCGCGACGCGCCCGCUGCACUGGGGCGGCCCCCAGGAAGCUCCAGUGACCGUGCUGCACGACUACGCAGACGUGCCAGGUGCCAGCGAUGCACCUUAA